AUGCGCCUCUCACACCCGCCAUCGCGACUCUCGCCACUGCCUGGCGUGUCGAUGCACGAGCUGAUGGCCGGUGCGCGGGAGAGUGCACCCCUUCCCCCGAAGCGGAAGGAUGAGGAUCGCACCCCAAAGCGCGGGUAUCGUGCUUGUGUCCACUGCCGCCUACGCAAGGCCAAGUGCGACCUAGGCGAUGUCAACGCCCCCUCUGAACCACCAUGCACCCGCUGCCGCCGCGAACAGAGAAAUUGCGUCUUCCUCCCAAGCAAACGCCGCAGGAAGAACGGCGACGAGGAGGCCAAGCCUGAAGUAUAUCCGGCACAUGGAGGGAGUAUGGGUCUUGGGACGUCCGCAAAUGGCGCAGGCGAAAGUACCCACUCACACGGAGCAAGUAUCCAUCAAAGUCACGCCGGAUCCGGCACCCAUCCCACUCCCACCCACCUCACCGAACCUGGUUCCAGCACCCAUCCCACACACACCGGAUCCAGCUCCCAAGCACCCCACAUACACCGCCAGCCCCAGAUGCCAGGCGACGAGCUGCGGCCCUGGCACGAGACUAUGGGCCUUGGGGGCUUCGAGAAGGCCUCACCGUACGUCGACCCACCCACCAACACCACGAGUAGCAGCUUUGGGUCGACGUCUACAACAAGUCCCAACAACCCGACAGGUUCACGCAGGCGGCGCGAACCCGACGCGACGAGGCGCAUCGUCGUCGCGAGCUUUAACAACGAGACGGACGCCCUUGAGAUCCUCGCCAAGGCUGCGACCGACGCGGACGGCGACGGAUCUACUGAAGAGAAGGAGAGCGCGCUGGAACGUAAGCGCGUGUCUUGGGCAGACGACGCACACCGGCAGAACCUGGACGAGUUUGUGCUGGUCCGCCGUGGCGUCCUGGAUGAGCACCGCCUCGAGCUGCUUGUGCAGGUGUUCUUCCGACACCAUCAUCCGGUUCUUCCAAUCUUCCAGACGGUGCGGAUUCCGCACAACAAGACACAACUCGCGGCGCUCGCACAGGACGACCCGUUCCUCCUCUCGGCGAUCGUGUGCGUGGCAAGCCGGCACCACGCGGCGCCAGGGAUGAAGGAGGUGCACGAGAAGACGUAUGCGCUAGUACGGGAUGUGCUGGCAGACUACGCGUGUGCGGGCUGGCAGCCGUCCAUCGGCUUCAUCGAGGGUGUGCUGAUCCUCGCGGAGAACCUGCCACGGGAGCGUCAGAGUCCGACUUCUGCCGAGUUUUCGGGACCGGCAAUGGAGGGACCGCAGGGCCUGCACGGCCUUGAGAACCGGCGCGCAUGGGCGCUUACGGGCACAGCGAUCCGUGCGGCGUACGGCCUGGGCCUGGACCAGCUCGCGCUCGAAGACAGCGAGCGCAAUGCGGACCUCGAGCGCGCGCGCGGCGUCUGGACCUGGUGCUACCUCUACGACCGGACGCUAGGCCUGCGUACGGGCCUGGCAUUCUGGAGCCGCGGUCCGACCCUCUGUUUCCAGGGCUACUCGGACAUCUCGCAGACGGGCGAGGCGGCCGCCCGCGUAAACUUCCCCUACAUGAUGCAAGGCGAGGUGGUGGACGCGAACGACAGCGCGUCGCUGAUGCAAGCGUCGCUAGAGCUCACGCAAAUCAUGACGAACGCACACGACAUUCUGUACUCCACACCGACACGGACGAAGAACCUGGUGAGGAAGGGCGAAUACUUCAAGUACCUCGACCACUUCCGCCGUGCACUUGACUCCUUUACUGUUGCAUGGAAGGACAAGGAGUGGCGGUUGGAGAGCACGCGCGAGCUCACUUGGUGUACCUUCCACUUUGUGCGGCUGUACGUAGCGGCCUUUGCAUUCCAGGCACACGUCCAGCGUGCACAAGAACGUGCCGACGCAGCGAGGGAGAGCCCGCGCCCGAACGGGGUAGGGUCCAUCUUCCCGCGGGGGAGCGCGACCUCACCCGACGCGCUGUUCAUCUACGAUUCGAUCGACGCCGCUUCUGAGAUCCUCCACAUCUGCAUUCGCCUCGGCGACAGGGGUGUAAUCCAGUACCUCCCAAGCCGGUACUUGAUCAACUUUGCGUACAGUGGGACGUUUGCGCUAAAGGCGGCCUACUCUGGCGCGACGGGCAAGGGCGAGAUGGUCAAAACCACCGAGUUAGUUGAGCGGGUGUGCGCAGCGCUCCUUCACGCAUCGCCAGAUAAGGACCACCCAGCGUCCCGAUUCGGGCGGAUGCUGAGCCUGCUCGCGCGCCGGCUUACGGAGUUAGGGAGCGCCGUGCCAUCGCGCUUCCCCUCCCCUGAGCCGCAGCCUGUUGAGAAGCCAGUGGAAAUGCCGGAUCCGGGGCUGUUUGGGCUCGACCAGGGUGCGCUAUUUGAAGAUAUGGGCGUUGGGUUUAAUCUCGAUGGGUUCUGGGAGGACUUUACGCUUACCGACUCGGGCGGAUUCCCGUUUCGCUAG
Messenger RNA from Cutaneotrichosporon cavernicola, 2433 nucleotides. RefSeq lists its product as uncharacterized. Gene Ontology annotation, cellular component: nucleus. Bases 1 to 2433 code for a protein of 810 amino acids. The transcript is spliced from 5 exons. The record is from RefSeq and is a predicted model, not a curated record. Gene Ontology annotation, molecular function: DNA-binding transcription factor activity, RNA polymerase II-specific; zinc ion binding; DNA binding. NCBI's taxonomy places the organism in Eukaryota, Fungi, Basidiomycota, Tremellomycetes, Trichosporonales, Trichosporonaceae. Gene Ontology annotation, biological process: DNA-templated transcription; regulation of DNA-templated transcription.